Messenger RNA from Iphiclides podalirius (scarce swallowtail), 687 nucleotides. Lineage: Eukaryota; Metazoa; Arthropoda; Insecta; Lepidoptera; Papilionidae. The record is from the annotation of a GenBank genome assembly.
AUGUAUAUCGCCAUCGGGCCGUGGCCGCUCGACGUCACGUGCACUCGAUUAAUAGUCAGGAGUCAGGGUAAGCGACACGUCUAUUUCUGUACGAGGCUGGAGCCCUCGCCUCCCAUCGUGGCCCGCGAUUUAACGGUCACGAGUGUCUCCCUGAGUAAGGACGCCGCUUUUGUGCGGGCGUCAUUGAGAGAAUUCGGCUUUCGGCUGCGACAAAUUGAGAUCGCCGAGGAUAUUGUUCGGCGGCGGGGACACUUGGCGCCCAAACAACGCUCUCUCAUCUCAUCUCAACGUUGCGGCAGUAGCUACUCGAAUCCCGAAGUAGCGCAAUAUCGUCGCGGCGCUAUUUACAUUGUCGUGGAGGUGUUCGGUGCCCGGCCGCGUUCAAGGUCGGCCGCCACGUGCGGCGGUUAUGGCGUUGCGCGCUUUGUUCCCCAGCCGUUUUCAUGCGAGGGGCGAAUUACGUAUUGCGGCCGCGUGUCUCGCAACCUGGUCCACUGGUCCAGUGAGUCGCGACGGGCUCGCUUAGCGGCGCCGCUGUCGGGCUUACUGGCUUGCGGGCCAAGUGAGCCAGGUGAGCCAGCGGUCGGCGGACUCAGCCAGUGCGAAAAAGCCAUUUGCGGCGCGAACCGGUGCACAGGAGGCGGCGGCCGGAACGACGCGCGCCGUGGAAAGCGAGGCAAACCGCAA